GCCGCGGCACCGGCCAUGAGCAGCUUCCAGCUGGAAGACUUUGCGGCUGGCUGGAUCGGAGGUGCAGCCAGUGUCAUUGUUGGCCACCCUCUGGACACAGUCAAGACUCGCCUGCAGGCCGGCGUUGGCUACGGAAAUACCCUCAGCUGCAUCCGUACCGUGUACAGGAGGGAGAGUGUGUUCGGCUUCUUCAAGGGCAUGUCCUUCCCCCUCGCCAGCAUCGCCGUCUACAACUCGGUGGUGUUUGGGGUCUUCAGUAACACGCAGAGGUUCCUCAGCUGGCACCACUGCAGGGAGCCUGAGGCCAGCCCGUCCCGCACCCUGUCUGACCUGCUGCUGGCCAGCAUGGUGGCCGGGGUGGUCUCUGUGGGGCUGGGCGCGCCCGUGGACCUCAUCAAGAUCCGGCUGCAGAUGCAAACACAGCCAUUUCAGGAAGAGAACCUCAGUUUGAAGCCCAGGGCGGUGGCUCUUGGAGAGCAGCCAGCCUACCAGGGGCCUGUGCAUUGCAUCACAACCAUUGUGCGGACGGAGGGCCUGGCAGGGCUGUACCGGGGCGCCAGUGCCAUGCUGCUGAGGGACGUCCCGGGCUACUGCCUCUACUUCAUCCCCUAUGUGUUCCUGAGUGAGUGGAUCACACCCGAGGCCUGUGCAGGCCCCAGCACCUGCGCCGUGUGGCUGGCCGGUGGCAUGGCUGGAGCAAUUUCUUGGGGGACAGCGACUCCUAUGGAUGUCGUGAAAAGUCGACUCCAAGCUGACGGGGUUAAUUUAAACAAAUACAAAGGUGUCCUGGACUGUAUCGCCCAGAGUUACCAGAAGGAAGGUCUUAAAGUGUUUUUCAGAGGCAUCACCGUGAACGCUGUGCGGGGCUUCCCCAUGAGCGCGGCCAUGUUCCUUGGGUAUGAGCUCUCGCUGCAGGCCAUCCGCGGGGACCACGCGGUGACCAGCCCCUGAGCGCCAGGGCCAUUGUCACCUGACCAGGUCUGGUGCCACCUGACCAGGGCUUCAUGCCGCUACUGACAGCAGCAUCUCCAGACCCUGGGUAGUGAAUUUACUGAAGAGAGAGAAGGCCUCCCUGUCGCCCCGGCUCUGUGCCAGGUGCGCCCUCAGCCAUCUGCACUGACUUCCGAAUCCCUUCUUUCCCAACUGCAAGCACUUUGUCUCUUACUCCCGGCUGGGGCCACUGAGCUGCUGCCUCGGAGGGACCAUCAAUCGGUCACCAUCUGUUUCAGGUCCACACUGGCACCUGGUGAACAGCGGGGUAAAGUAGACCCUGCCCCCAUGGCUGCUGUAAACUCCUGGGAAUUCACGGG
This is a messenger RNA of Diceros bicornis minor, 1310 nucleotides long. RefSeq names its product solute carrier family 25 member 48 (gene SLC25A48). Gene Ontology annotation, biological process: transmembrane transport. Gene Ontology annotation, cellular component: mitochondrion. The transcript is spliced from 8 exons. The coding region runs from base 16 to 951 and encodes 311 amino acids. NCBI's taxonomy places the organism in Eukaryota, Metazoa, Chordata, Mammalia, Perissodactyla, Rhinocerotidae. The record is from RefSeq and is a predicted model, not a curated record. Gene Ontology annotation, molecular function: transmembrane transporter activity.